CUGCCAUGCCUUGGCGAGGCUGAGCCUUCUUCUCCUUCUCCUUCUCCCUCCUCCUCCCGAGGAGGCGAUGGAGGUGGAGAGCUCCCUGGAGCAGUCGGUGCAGGCGCGGAUCUUCAAGAUCAUCGUGAUCGGGGACUCGAACGUGGGCAAGACCUGCCUGACGGUGCGCUUCUGCGGGGGAGCCUUCCCGGCCAGCACCGAGGCCACCAUCGGCGUGGACUUCAGGGAGAAGGCCGUGGAGAUCCAGGGAGAGCGCAUCAAGGUGCAAGUCUGGGACACCGCAGGGCAGGAGCGUUUCCGGAAGAGCAUGGUGGAGCACUACUACCGCAACGUGCAUGCCGUGGUCUUUGUCUACGACGUCACCAAGAUGGCAUCCUUCCUCAACCUGAAGACUUGGAUUGAGGAGUGCAACGGCCACGCCGUCCCGGCCCUCGUCCCGAAGGUGCUCGUGGGCAACAAGUGUGACUUGCGGGACCAGAUCCAGGUGCCUUCCAGCCUGGCCCUGAAAUUCGCGGAUGCUCACAACAUGCUUUUGUUUGAAACCUCCGCCAAGGACCCCAAGGAGAGCCAGAACGUGGAGUCGAUCUUCAUGUGCCUCGCUUGCCGGCUCAAGGCUCAGAAGUCUCUGCUGUAUCGGGACAUGGAGAGGCAGCCGGGGAGGGGGCAGAAGGCACAGCUCACGCCCGAGGCCGGCAGCAAAAACACCUGCCCUUGCUGAACUGCUGCGCUGGCCAUCCCGCCCUGCCUCGUUCCUACCUGCCCCGUGCCUCAACAAACUGGAACCGGAGACUGCCUGUCUCCAACUAAGUUAAUGUCAAGUGAAUAAUAAAAUGCAUAAGGGCCACAACUGGCUUGGACGGAGCAAUACCUCCACACAUCUCCAGUCUGCCUAUUAAGAGUUUCGUUUCUCCCCAUUUGGAUUCACCAUAGUGUGGAAUACUACGUGGAGUCAAGCCCGGUUGUUUCACUGGGCCUGCAAAAGGGGAAUGGGGACGUGCAAUGCAUUAUCGAAACUCGUUGAUAUAUCACUUUGCCACAUAGAGAAAUGUAGAAUCAAAGCGGAAGAGCUAGGCCCCUUCUAUAUUGCCAUAUAAUCAAGAUUAUCAAAGCAGAUACUCCAUAUUAUCUGCUUUGAACUGGAUUAUAUGAAUCUACACUGCCAUAUAAUCCAGUUCAAAGCAGACAAUCUGGAUUUUAUAUAGCAGUGUAGAAGGUGCCUUUGACUAUUGAGGAAGACAAAUGGAUUUGAUGAGCCUGGAAAAGCAAAUAUAUGUCUUGUGUGUUUUCACCUCUUUGAAUGCUAGCACAUGGGUUUGUGGACGAGCCACAAAAGUAGAUAAAACAUGGACCGGGGGUUACUGGUCAGUUUCUGGGCGAUUCCAUAGAAUCAUGGGGCUCCCAAUGGCCAUCUAGACCAACCCUCUGCAAGUGCAAGAACCUGAAACAUCCCUGAGAAUUAGAAUGCUUUAAAUUUAAAGGAGAAUUCAUUCUUAUCUCAGGUUAGUCAAUUGCACCAAGAAGAAAAUUAUAAAUGUCAGUCUGAUACCACCAUCCCAAACUUGCACUGUCAAUUUUUGUGCGUGGAAGGGUUAUGUUUUGUUGCACCUUGCAAACCUCCGGUUCUCAUCUCAUUUAUUUUAACGUGUGGAGUGUCCCCACUUAAGAGGCAUUUGUGUGUGAGUAAGUUCACGCAGGUAUUGCAAAAGAAUGAUUUAUAACUGAGCUGUGUAAUGCUUUAGAUUGACAAAGUGCUCUUCACAACGGUAGUUCGUGAUACGGAUCUGAUUAAAUGGGCCAUGGUACACACAA
Messenger RNA from Anolis sagrei ordinatus, 1809 nucleotides. RefSeq names its product RAB33A, member RAS oncogene family (gene RAB33A). Lineage: Eukaryota; Metazoa; Chordata; Lepidosauria; Squamata; Anolidae. Gene Ontology annotation, biological process: Rab protein signal transduction. Gene Ontology annotation, molecular function: GTPase activity; GTP binding. The record is from RefSeq and is a predicted model, not a curated record.